Spea bombifrons (plains spadefoot toad) is the source of this 521-nucleotide messenger RNA. RefSeq names its product anaphase promoting complex subunit 11 (gene ANAPC11). The record is from RefSeq and is a predicted model, not a curated record. Gene Ontology annotation, biological process: positive regulation of mitotic metaphase/anaphase transition; anaphase-promoting complex-dependent catabolic process; protein ubiquitination. The coding region runs from base 114 to 368 and encodes 84 amino acids. Gene Ontology annotation, molecular function: zinc ion binding; cullin family protein binding; ubiquitin protein ligase activity. The transcript has 3 exons. NCBI's taxonomy places the organism in Eukaryota, Metazoa, Chordata, Amphibia, Anura, Pelobatidae. Gene Ontology annotation, cellular component: anaphase-promoting complex; nucleus.
CAGCCUGUACAGGAAAUUACGUCAUCAUCAAAAGUGUCCGGAAGGGGCUGAUUGUAGAGCAGAUGGAUUCGUAGACCAGAGUAAUCAAUAAGAUAAUAUUUUGAACGGCUGACAUGAAGGUCCAUGUUAAGUCCUGGAACGGAGUGGCCUCCUGGCUGUGGGUGGCUAAUGAUGAGAACUGUGGGAUCUGCAGAAUGGCUUUCAAUGGCUGCUGUCCAGACUGUAAAGUCCCCGGGGACGACUGCCCCUUGGUGUGGGGUCACUGCUCGCACUGCUUCCACAUGCACUGCAUCCUGAAAUGGCUCAACUCCCAGCAGGUCCAGCAGCACUGCCCCAUGUGCCGGCAGGAGUGGAAAUUCAAGGAGUGAUGGCCGCGCACCGCUCAUACGUCUCCCUAUCGUCCCCGAUCUGUAAAUAUUCAUCGACACUCAGACACCCCGAAUCUUCGCGAUAAAGACAAGGAACGUUCCGGCAGCUCUCAUUCCCGUGGUUUUCUAAUAAAUAUUUCUGUCUGGCGUCUA